Molecule: messenger RNA, 330 nt
Organism: Peronospora belbahrii
Lineage: Eukaryota; Oomycota; Peronosporomycetes; Peronosporales; Peronosporaceae
Source: the annotation of a GenBank genome assembly
AUGAGUGAGAAAGAUACUGGACCGGAAAAGUUUGUGACUGGUAGUCACACCGUGAUCAAUGCCUUACUCUUACGUGGAGAUAUCGUACCUCGGGAGAUACAACUUGUACAAGAUCUUGUUGAAUGUCUUGAUCAUAAUGCACAAAAGAUUGCCGCAGCAUUAGCAGCCAACCGUCGACGCGGUGCGAGUAUGACAGGCGAAGAUACGACUGCACAACUUUUAAAGGAACAAAAACACUUGAUCUAUCGAAUUGCUGAGCUGUAUGAGCAAUUGAGUAAUGAGCCAAUGUCACUUGCUCAGACAACAGAAGGAACAACUCACGCAGCAUAA